AUGUUGACCCAGGCUCUGCUACCGCACGUGUGGCGAGACUCGGCUGCGCUCAAGGGAAGCAUCAUGGCCAGUGGAUCAAAUUUCCUUCGCAUUGUCAAAAAAGUCGUCGAUGUGCUUCGGCACGAAAGGAGAGUUGUCGAGCGCAGACGACGAAACACGCGAGGCCAAAUAUCCCUUCCAACUGCCCCGACCUUACUGAAUCGACAAUCGUCGGCUAGCAUAACGUCAUAUGAUUCAUUUCCUGAACAGAACGCAGGUGCUGGCCCUGUAGCGACCUCCAGCACGUCUCGAAACGUGAUCACCAAAUCUUCUUCCCGUCCUUUAGCAUUAGAGGUUCCAAAACACGCAAGACGAAGGAGAGAUAGUACGAAACCGCCAGAUGAAUCCAAAUCCGAAAAAAGAAAGAAAAUCAUAGCGGAGUUCUAUGAUACAGAGCGUGCAUAUGUAGAAGGCUUGGAACUGAUUUACUCUCACUUUCUGACGCCGUUGAUCGAGAGCCUUGAAACACCUUCACCACUGCUUGACCGAGAAGACCUUAUUACAGUAUUCUCAAAUUUCAUCGACAUUUGGAAUUUGCACAGAUCCUUUCUUACAUCUCUCACCGAGCUUCUGUCUCCUUCGCUUUCUCGGCCGAGAACUUUGCCCCCUCCAUUAUCAUCUGUGCUCGUGUCUCAUUUUCCAUACCUGUCUCUUUACACUCCAUUCGUCUCCAGCUUUCCAGAAGUUAUGACAAGGCUGUCUGAUCUGCAGUCAUCAAACCAUGCCUUUGAUUCAUACAUCAAGGACCGCGAGGCAGACGAACGAUGUGGAAAGCUCAAGUUGCGGGAUUGGCUUCUUACGAUUGUUCAGCGAUGCCCUCGUUACCUUUUGCUCCUCAAGGAUCUUAUAUCGUGCACAGACCCUGGGGAUCCAGAGCGUGCAAAUUUAAUAUCUGCACAUUCACUGCUUGAGAAAGUUACAACGUCUCUUGACAUAUCGCUUCACACGCACGCUCAGACCCUUACCCUUCUGGCACUCCAGCGAGCUACGUUUAAUUUGCCUUUCCAGCUCGUCAGUCCAGGUAGAACACUUCUCAAGCGCGGGACCCUCAUGCAACUAGACAACUCUUCCAUUCUCAAGGAGCGGGAGUUGUUACUAUUUUCCGACUGUCUUCUCUGGCUUGCAAAUGAUAGGAUGAUAGAAGCCGAAUGGACGCGACGAGGUAAUGACUCGACCAGUGGUGGCGCCGGCUUUGCUCGCAGUGGAUCACCAGGGAAACGACCCGAAUUCAAGCGAAGCAGAAGCAAGAGUGAAAACGAGCUGCCAGCUAUAACGAAAUCCCACAAGAGCCAAGUACCUGUUAGCCCAAAAAAGCCGAAUAAGGUGCAGCAGUCUGUCCCUGAAGAGAGGUGGUGGUUCAAGGGUAAAGCAGAAUUAGUCGACAUCGAGGUAGUAUUUAGUUCAAUGAGAGAACCAGGCGACGAGAGACGUUUGGACAUCCUACAUCCAGAGAUGUCAUUUGCGCUUUACGCAGAUAACGAACAAAGUCGUGACGACUGGGUAUCCGCUAUCCGAGGAGCGAAGGCAUCACUUUUAGUUUCGUUACACGUUAUGCACCCAAACUCCACUCUCGCUUCUUCCUCUUCCACAAAUCACAUCCGCCGGUCUUUGCAGGCCUUGCCUUAUCUUCCUGAAGAGGACGAAACCCAGGCACUCCCAAAGAGGGGAAAGGUCGAUCAUUUUGUCCCAGCGAUCUGGGUUCCAGAUGGCAAGACUGGGUCGUGCAUGAGGUGCGCAAGGAGUUUCGGAUGGAGGAGACGAAGGCAUCACUGCAGGCUAUGCGGACGUGUCGUCUGUGCUAAUUGUUCUGAGAAGACAUUCUUUAUCGCUGACGCCUCGUUGAACGAUUCGAGCAAGUCAGCGCGUGCAUGCAACGCCUGUUACGACACAGUUUUCCCUGUCAUCGAAACGUCUGCGUCUGAGAAUACGAUUUCGGCAGCCCAGUCCGGCUCGACGCUAUCUAGUUUCCCAUCUUGGAAGACGCAGAAACCUACAGCACAAAGUUUUUCAAAACCCUCGGAACUCAUGUCACUGGACGUUCCCAUGUCUUCGUCCGGCUCCCCCUCGAGGAACGUGGAUGUUAUACGUAGACCUAAGGCUAGACCUCUCAGCCAUCCUGUGAUCCCGCAAGUAUUUGCGGAGUCUUUUGAAGGCUCGUAUCUUUCAAAGAGAAGUGAGGAAGGGGAAGACCUGAAGGAAAUUGAUGAGUCUAAUGCAGAGACUGAUCGAGUCCUCGAAGACAUCUCAGCUGCAUCUCUAAAUUCACCGUCGUUGCUUUCAGCGCCGAUUGAUUCCAUUGAAUCUUUCGCUUCCGAAGAAGUUUCUCCUCGGGCUAGGAAACGGUUCUCGAUGCCCGCAAUUGCCUUGCAGACGACACCGGUAACGACUCGACCAAAAGUCAGUGGUGAGGGCCGUUUGAAACGUUUCUCGCUUGUAAUAGGCGGAAAGCAGAAACCAGUCGCCCAAGCACAAGCCACGGGGCUUUCCGGAAGAAAUGAUCCUGCUGCGGAAACCGACUUGAAAUACGGCAUUGCAGCGGCGAGGCUGCAAGAACUACUUGAAAGGACCAGUUCAGCUCGCGAUUAG
Fomitiporia mediterranea MF3/22 is the source of this 2625-nucleotide messenger RNA. RefSeq lists its product as uncharacterized. The coding region runs from base 1 to 2625 and encodes 874 amino acids. The record is from RefSeq and is a predicted model, not a curated record. Gene Ontology annotation, molecular function: guanyl-nucleotide exchange factor activity; metal ion binding. NCBI's taxonomy places the organism in Eukaryota, Fungi, Basidiomycota, Agaricomycetes, Hymenochaetales, Hymenochaetaceae. The transcript is spliced from 5 exons.